Colletotrichum navitas is the source of this 1216-nucleotide messenger RNA. RefSeq lists its product as uncharacterized. The record is from RefSeq and is a predicted model, not a curated record. NCBI's taxonomy places the organism in Eukaryota, Fungi, Ascomycota, Sordariomycetes, Glomerellales, Glomerellaceae. Bases 187 to 1080 code for a protein of 297 amino acids. The transcript has 3 exons.
AACCACAUCCCCCAUACGCGAAGUGCAGGCGCUGUCAGCUCGCCGGGCACCGCCCGCGGCGAAGCGACGAGACGCGACUUCCAGUCUCAUCCUGCGCCUAGCAACAACUGGUUUGGCCUUGAUGGCAACGUGGACCACUGUGUCAACCCGGAGCCGUCAGAGGUGGCUCGCGUGCAUCGCUGGAGCAUGGUGCGCGGCCAAUGCGGGUUUGCCGCUAAGCAAGACGGAUCUCACGCGCCAGCGAACCUUGGCUCGAAGACUUUGGCCAUCUGGUCUGCUGCCCGUCAUUCAGAGCAACUGCCCAAAUCGGCCAGCUUCUCCAACCCGGGCGGAGAGCGUAGUGUUCCUGAUCAUCGAUGGCUGGUCGACGAUGAUCCAAGGAUACACCCUGUCUGCAUCGUCAAUGUACAGACCCACAAUCUGCGGCAUGCUCCAUCGCUCGAUCAACUUCUCAGCCCAACUCUUUCGACCGAGCCCGCUGGUCCGAUCCGGCUCCAAUCUCGAACACCUCCUGAUGAUGACGGAGUGCAACAAGUCGCCACGGAAGCCAUGCUCGGAACAGCCCGGGAGCUGACCAUUACGAAGCAGCAGCCCGUCCUCCGCGACGUCGGACGGCCGACCUGUUCCAGCGGAAUGGCCUCAAGCGACCGCUCGGGGAAGGAGUCUCAAUCUGGGGCGACUUCGAGGCCGACUUCAUCGUCGAGGCAAAACACCACCCAGUCUGCACGGCAUCAACCGUCGUUCUCGGAAUUUUAUGCCUACGUUGAAAGCGAUUAUUCUCUGCCGGGAUCCGCCAAUGGUUCGUGGGCAUCCUACAAUGACUAUCAAGCGUCAGAGGCACGCAGCGGCCAAGGGGACACGCGAUCAGACGCCGGGCUCAGUUGUGCUGGCGUAUCUCCUCCAUCGGGUCAAGGCCUAGAUGGAAGUUCGACGUUAUCGGGCCAUUACUCUGGCGAUCAUGAGACUGGAUUGGCUAUUCCGAAGAAUUGCAGUCCGCCAUGUAGUGGCGGGGACUCGGCAAUGUCAGGCGAGGACUAUGAGGAGCAUGAUACCUCACAAAUUCUCGAGGGAGGUACGUAGAGCGGUAGCAUGCGCGGCGUUCUCUUACCUUGUCGUUGUUCCUCAUCCCUCUUCAUCCCGCCGCGUCCCGCCAAACCAGACUGCCUUGUUCAUAUGUUUCAACCAACAGGACCGAACCAAGCGUUGAACCCGGCCA